AUGAAAAUGCAAUUUUUUUGUUAAUAGAGAUCAACAAUAGCCAUUGUACAGAUGAUGAUAGUGGGGAUUCAACAAAAUAAAUUUUUCUUUGAUGCGGUGAAAUUGCUUGCCAUGCUGAUUAUGAUAAAAUAAUGUAUACAUAGAAUUGUGAUUUCUCAAAUCCAUGGAUACUUGUUGUUGUAUACAGUCGUCAUCAUCAUCAUCAUCAUCAUCAAAAUUUUCAUUUUUCAAUUCAAUUACACAGUGUAAUUCUAUAUGUGUGUUUACAAAAUAACAAACCAACGAAAAAAAAACUGUUGAAGAAAAUUAAUGAAUUAUGGUGAAAAAGAAACGAAAACCUGUCCUGUUGAUUCUACCGAAUUGAUUGACCUUCAAUUUAAGUGUUGAGUUUUAUUUAUUAAAAAUUCUCCUGUGUUUUGUAUAUGUGUGUGUGUCUGUUCUUAAUUCAUUCUCUAAAACGCCGGUGUGUUUGAUUUCCUCAUUUUUUUGCAUUCAAAAAUUGCUUUAAUCAUCAUUAUAAAUGGAUGAACAAGUGAAUUUGUAAUUCGGUUUAUUGAAUCAUAAUGAUGUUAAUUUAUAAGAAACGGAUAAAAACGACAAUUAUAAUUGUAAAAAUGUAAAUAUGGCUCAAUAAUCAAUCAUCAAGAUAUAUAAUUUGUGUUCUUCAUGUUUGUCAAUGUGAAUUCCAGUGAUUUUCAAUGAAUAUUCAUCUCUAUGACUAUAUUCAUUCUCGAUGACAAUUGAUUUGAAUGUGAUGUGAAUGUAUUCUGUUGUCAGCAAUAUUUGAAAAAUAAUUCUUCAAUACUUGUCUUCCUUUGAUCACUUUGUUGUUGUGAUUCGAUCUUAAAUAAAUUUCAUUUUUUUUAAUUACAAAAAUCAAAAUUAUCAUCAUCAUUGUAAUAAUUAAACCAUGAAGAAUAUAAGCAAAAUAUUUGACGUGUCAUUCAACAUAUUUCGACGAAUGCUCAUAUUUUUGAUGGCAAUCAUAUUGUUCAAUAGUAUUUCAUUGUUACUUAUUUCAUCAUCAUCAUUUUUAUUACUUGGUGAUUGUCGAGCAGAAUUAUCUUCCCUACCACCAUCAGCAGCACAGUUGCCAACAUCUUCAUCAUCAUGUCUACAACAACAACAUCAGACUGUAUCGCCAUCAUGUGUCUCAACAUCUCAUGUGCAGAAUAAAAAAUAUCAUCAUCCACAUAAGAAUAAAGAAUCGACUACAAAUAUUCAACAAAAUCCUGUGCCAAUCAAGAGUUCAGUGCCUGAUAAUAGUGAUAAUAAUAAUUAUAUACAAUGUCAGCUACAGGUUGCAAAAUCGACAAAUGAAAUUCAGCCAAUACAACCUGCGCAAACAAUCAAUGAUUUCGAUUGUGAACAAUUGAAUUUCUGUGAUGAUCGUCCUGGUUUCGAAGCCAUCCUUUAUCUUCAUCAUCAAUUGGAUGAAGAUGCAAAUGGUGAUAUUGAUAUAGCAGAAUCUGAUGAAUUUAUUCGUGAUGAAUUAAAAUAUGAAAAUGGUGCCGAACGACAAAAAGCAUUCCAUGGAAAUGAUAAACAUAUUACUGUUGAUGAAUUAUGGCGUGCAUGGCGUAUAUCGACUGUACAUAAUUGGACAAUCGAUCAGACUGUAGAAUGGUUAACUGAAAUUGUUGAACUACCUAAAUAUCAAAGAAUAUUCGAAACGAAUGCAAUCAAUGGUAUAGCGCUUCCACGUUUAGCUGCCAAUCCACAAAUGUUUUCCAUAUUGGGCAUUAAUAACCCCAUACACAAACAAAAGAUUGCAUUGAAAGCGAUGGAUGUUGUAUUGUUUGGUGAACCAAAGUCAAAAAGCUCCAAUAAGGAUUUUAUAAUGGGUUUUCUUUGCAUUUUUGCCACAGUUGUUGGUUAUUACGCCUAUCGACAACAUGAAUAUUCCAAAGAACAUAUUCGAAAAAUGACAAAAGAUAUUGAAACCUUAUCUAUUUAUGAAAAACAAAUUGAAUCAAUGCAAAGUGAAUUGGAUAAAUUAAAACAAGAACAGCAAGAAACAUCCAAGGAAAAAGAGGAAAUGGAACGUAAACUUAGAGCUAAUGAAUUGAUCAAAGCAAAUAAGGGAGAAUAUUUUGAUAUUGGAACAUUGGCAUCCGAUACUGAUGAUCGUAUUAGAGAAAUGGAGGAAGAAUUGCAGGAAACUAAAUGUGAAUUACAACGUGUACAACAAGCAUAUGAAAGUCGACAAUGGAUACCGCCGCGAGCUUUACAACUUUAUCUGCAAUUUACAUAUGAAAUUGAGAACCGUUAUUAUAAUAUGAAAAAAGCUAAUGCUGAACAUCAAUUGCAAGCGGCACGUGAAGGUUGUGAUAAAUUAAAACGAAAACGUUCAUCCAUAUUCGGAGCAUUUCGUAUGGCACAUGGUUCGGCUAUUGAUUAUGUUGAUAAUACAAUAAUUCAGGCACGAACAUUACUUGCUGAAUUAACACAAGAAAUGCAUGAACGUAUCAAACGAUGGAAACAGAUUGAAUUGUUUUGCGGUUUUGAAAUUAUACACAAUCCAGGAUUAAGUCAUUUAGAACAAUACCUAUAUGGAACAACCGGAAUAAGUAAUGCAUCAAGUCAAAUGAAAACAUCAGCAUCAACAACUUCAAUGUCAAAAUUGUUACGUCGAGGUAGUGAAGCUACCAUAGCUGAAGAAGACGCCAUUUCCAUAGUUUCCGCUCAAUCAAAACCAUAUAGUCCUUGGCAUUCAACCAUACAGGCUGUUCAAGCUAUAGAAAGGUGGCAGAAUCAUCAGAUUUCUACUAAUCCUCUUCCUAUUAAAAUGUCAUCAAUUCAAUCGAUAUACCAACAUCCACAAAAAAGCUCAAUAAGUGACGAAAAUAGCACCGAUAAUAUCUUUUACAUUGGUGAGGAUUCACAACAAAUCACGAAUGGGGCUGGUGGUGGUCGAUCAAGUCUUCCAAUUAAUCGAAAAAAAUUAUCAUUACAAACAAAAGCACAUCAAUUGUCCAAUAUACGAAGUAGCAGUGACGGCGUUCAAAGACAUUUUGAAGAGAAUCAAUCAAUUAUCAAUGAUCAACAUUCAAAUGUUUGUUCACAACCAAAUAUAUCUAAUUCGAUCAUGUCAUUCGAUACUAGUUCUAUCACAAGUGCUUAUUUCCCGACUAGCCACGAUGAAACUAACAACUCAAUUGAUUCGAUAACGAUGCGAACAAAAGAUUUAUUAUUCAACAACCAUGAAUCAAAUGAUGAAACAUUCUCUUCCGAUUCGAAUGAUUCAAAUAUCAAUAUCAAUACCGAAUCUUCAAACUAUAAUGGCCACGAUCUCAUCAACAUUAAUGGCAAUGGAAAUGGAGCUAAUAAUGAAAUCGAUCAUCGAAAAAAAUUUGAUAGAAAAAAAUUAGACGAUAAAAAACGACAUAUCGGUUUAUUUCGUGGUAUACGAGCUAAAAAUAAAAAAACAAGUUAAACACAACAACAACAAUGAAUAACCGAUCAUUUGUCGUUUUCAUAUUUUGAAACACAUUAUUAUUAUUAUUAUUAUAAUUAUUUUGAACACAAUCAGUUCAAUAAAAAUUUACUGUGAAUUAU
Molecule: messenger RNA, 3558 nt
Organism: Dermatophagoides farinae (American house dust mite)
Lineage: Eukaryota; Metazoa; Arthropoda; Arachnida; Sarcoptiformes; Pyroglyphidae
Source: RefSeq, a predicted model, not a curated record